This is a messenger RNA of Fusarium redolens, 1153 nucleotides long. RefSeq names its product SGNH hydrolase-type esterase domain-containing protein. The coding region runs from base 1 to 1044 and encodes 347 amino acids. Gene Ontology annotation, molecular function: carboxylic ester hydrolase activity. The transcript has 2 exons. The record is from RefSeq and is a predicted model, not a curated record. NCBI's taxonomy places the organism in Eukaryota, Fungi, Ascomycota, Sordariomycetes, Hypocreales, Nectriaceae.
AUGAAGGUGGCCGUAUUGUCCCUUUUCGUAACCGCCGUAUCGGCCGCCUCACUACCUAGCUAUCGAUUUGUGGGGAGAGUCAACCCGGCGACCAAGCAGCUCACAUGGCCGAGCACUGGAGUGGCUUUUACUUUUAAGGGAACUACCGCUAGUAUUAAGAUCGACGGUAUCACCGGAACAUCAAGCGCAGAUUUGAUCAUCGACGGUGGCAAUCCAAUUCUCAUUAAAAACGUAGAGGGAACAUCCAUCUCAACCCCAAAACUCACAAAGGGUACCCAUACCGUUGAACUUCGGAAACGGUCAGAAGCCUCUUUUGGUGUUUUCCGGGUUACUGGUGUUAACACGGAUGGCCAACUGCUCGAGAAUGUAGCACCUAAGCGAAAGAUUGAGAUCAUUGGCGACUCCAUUACCGUCGGGUACGGCCUUGACGGCGUCCUGCCUUGUGUCGACUCAGCUGUUCUGCAGAACAACGGCAAGACAUAUGGUGCCGUCGCAGCGAGAGCUCUGAAGGCGGAUUAUAGUGUCGUCGCUUGGAGUGGCAAGGGUCUUAUCCGCAACUAUGCCCAGAACCCUCCCGACACUUCACCAACGAUGCCAGUUCUCUACACGCGCUACGGAGCCAACGAUGCUGACAACAGUUUCACAUUCCCCAGUUCGUGGGUCCCUGAUGCUGUGGUGAUCAACUUGGGCACAAAUGAUUUCAGCUACCUGAACGUGCGCCAGCCAGUCAACCCUGCAGAUCUUACCAAAGCCCUUGUCAAGUUGGUUAAGAGCGUACAGCCACACUACCCAAAGGCUCAGUUCUUCUUUGUGUCUUCCCCGCUACUCAGUGAUAGCUAUCCUACCCAGGCCGAUGCGCAGAAGUCUACACAUGUCAAGGUGCUUAAGGAUGCCAUGCAGCAGCUGACUGGUGUCAAGACUCAUCUGGUUGAUUGGCCAACUCAGGGUUCUGAUGCAGGUUGUGACUAUCACCCAAAUGCUGCCACGCAAGCAAAGGGCGGCGCGCUUCUUGAGGCCUCUAUUAAGUCAGCUCUGGGAUGGUGAGGGAUGAAGAGGCAGCACUAAGAAAAUAUCUUGAAGAUGGAUUUGGAUAAAGUAGGCUUCCUUAAGAUCUGGGUGAGGUCAAAUAAGACGAAAGUGUUGUAUUCUUGAC